AGGUGGCUGUGGCUGUGCUUCAUGCAAAGGGCAAUGGCCAGGGUCCACGGCUUGUUGAUCUUACGAGCGGAGAGGUCUACCACCUGCCAGAAGAAGGUUGUGUCUCCAUCGGUCGACGUGCCGAUUGUGAGGUGGUGAUUCCCAGAGCCGUCGUGAGUGGCCGACAUUGCGUGCUGACCUGCUCGCCCGAUGGUGUGCAAGUCGAGGACGAAAGCUCCAACGGCACUUUUGUGAACGAGAUUCAGGUGCCCAAAGGCUUUAGCCUUCCGCAGCGCAUCCCACUUCGCGAUGGCGAUCAUAUCUACUUGGCAUCCCGCGAUGGACCCGGAUUGCUCUUCCUCACUGGAGAGGAUGAUGAAGAUGACGAGGAGGAUUGAGCCAUUGCAGGUUGCUUUCCUGACAUCAAGGACAUCAAAAGGACAUCAAUGCUGAGAUCAAUUCUGAGACUUUCCGAAUUCACUUUGAGUUUGCUAUGCAGCUGAGGGGUGGCCGAAGGUUUGAUUGAGGUUGCAG
Molecule: messenger RNA, 513 nt
Organism: Cladocopium goreaui
Lineage: Eukaryota; Dinophyceae; Suessiales; Symbiodiniaceae
Source: the annotation of a GenBank genome assembly